This is a messenger RNA of Limulus polyphemus (Atlantic horseshoe crab), 2450 nucleotides long. Its product is annotated as sodium/hydrogen exchanger 2-like. Gene Ontology annotation, molecular function: sodium:proton antiporter activity. Gene Ontology annotation, biological process: proton transmembrane transport; sodium ion transport; regulation of pH. Gene Ontology annotation, cellular component: membrane. Bases 1 to 2211 code for a protein of 736 amino acids. The transcript has 21 exons. The record is from RefSeq and is a predicted model, not a curated record. Lineage: Eukaryota; Metazoa; Arthropoda; Merostomata; Xiphosura; Limulidae.
AUGACAUCAUUCACAGACUAUGGAAAGAGUGCAAUGAUUAUUCUAGAAUCAGCUUACUCCCUCCACGAUAGAGCCUUCUUCAGCAACCUAGGCACGAUCUUGCUAUAUGCCUUGAUGGGCACUUUAAUCAACUGUUUUACCAUAGGACCAAGUCUGUAUGGACUUGCCAUAGUUGGAGCCCUGGGACCAAUCAGUGUGGGGAUUACAGAGUGCCUUGUGUUUAGUUCGUUGAUCUCGGCAGUGGACCCUGUAGCUGUCUUAGCGAUAUUUCAAGAAAUAGGUGUAAAUAAAGUGCUCUACUUCCUCGUUUUUGGAGAAUCUCUUUUGAAUGAUGCUGUAACUAUCGUCCUUUACACAAUGAUGGUUGGCUUGUCUUCUACGUCACAUGUAACAGCAGGACAGGUUGCCACUGGUAUUGCUGCUUUCUUUUGUGUUAGUCUAGGUGGCCUGUUGAUUGGAAUAUUGAUGGGUAUUAUCACAGCAUUGGUUACAAGACUUACUCAGAAGGUUCGAGUGGUCGAGCCUUUAGCGUUACUGGGAAUAGCUUAUUUAUCCUACUUACUGGCUGAAAUGGUCCAUUUCUCUGGAAUAAUUAGUAUUAUAGCAUGUGGUCUCGUUCAAGCCCAGUAUGCUCGUUUUAACAUUUCUCAGAAGUCGUAUAUCACUGUUAAAUACUUUAUUAAGAUGUUGAGCGCCAUCUGUGAUACAUUAAUCUUCCUCUUUCUUGGAAUGGUUUUGGUGAAUGAUAAUCACAUCUGGCACACUGGCUUUGUCCUUUGGACUGUUGCUCUGUGUUUGAUUGCAAGAUUCUGCAGUGUUUAUGUACUAACUUUCUUAGCCAAUUACUUUGAAAGACUGCACAACAUCAAUAUUGAAGAGCAGUUUGUUAUGGCAUACGGAGGGCUCCGUGGGGCUGUGGCAUUUUCCCUGGUUAUUAUGUUGGACAAAAAAACUGUUCCAAACAAGUCCUUAUUCAUCACAGCUACACUUUUUAUGGUCUUAUUUACAGUUUUUAUUCAGGGUAGUACUGUCAAACCUCUAGUUAAUCUGUUGAAAAUAAGAACCCAGAAGAAAGAAAAUUACAGACUUUUUCAGGAAGUUAACACAAAGGUAAUUGACAACAUGAUGGCUGGAAUAGAGGAAGUAACAGGAAAUCAUAGUGAGAAUUAUUGGAAGAAAAUCCUUUGUUACUACGAUGAUCGCUACUUCAAGAAAUGGCUUCAACACACCAAAACUGAUAAUAGCUUGACUCGAGUGUACACAAAGACCGUUCUUGCUGACCAUUUUGCACACUUGUAUGGACCUGCUACAGCUUUAGAGGAUAAACAACCUCUCAUGUUGAAUCAAGCAAUAGAUGAAGACAUAACUGAUGCAAUGGAUGAUGGUAUAAUAUACAAACAGAAUGAAGAUACAAUAUUGUUUUCAAAAAAGAAAGCCUUCAAGAGUGCUAAAGUUCAUGUUGGUGCCACAAGAAAUUUUCAAGUCUUGUUACAAGAAAUCAACCAUGCUAGCCAGGAGGAUACUGAAAGCCAACCUGUAAAGGAGCAGAAGCUAUCAAUCUCAUCAUCGUUUAAGUUAACCAGACCAGAAACAGAAGACGAUCCUUCGAAUCUCUUACUUAGGGCACUCCAAAAUAAUCCAUACAAUAAGUACCAUCAAAAGUAUAAUCGAGAUCUAAUUGGAGAUGAUCAACAGGAACUGGCAUCCCACAUGCAUGCAAGGAGAAUGCGAGCUAAGCGACUAACUCUUUCUGCUGUUAGCAGGAAAGCAAAUUGUAAAACUUUGCCAUUCGAUGGUGAUGAUCACCAUAGUACAAGUGAGCAGGAUAUUACAGCUUCUAACUACCUCGAACAACGACCAUACACUGCUCCUAGAUUGUUUACAGGGAAUCCGCUGUAUGACAGUGCUACAAACAUAUUUCUAGAGCUAGCACAAAAACGACAGUCAAUUAUGAGUGGUAAGUCGGAUUCUGCCCACGUAAAAUCUGUAUCGGUUAGCCUCUCAUCACCAGCAACAGGUGGUCACAAUACACAGUUUGAGAAAUAUGAGGAACCUGCAGACACCGUGAAUGAAUCCCUGCAGAUAGCAAGUUUAGAGAGCAUUGAAGAAGAAUUAGAAAAUAAAAAUGGUAGCAGUUUGGAUCCCAAGGACCACAUUAACAAGAGAGUUCGGUUAGUGACCCCCAUCUCUCCAGCAAAAAUGGAAGAAUAACCCUCUCGAUGUAAAUAUAUAUUAUUUAAUUUUUUAAUAGCAUUAUAUAACUUGUUGGUAAAACUUUCUUUAACAAUCAAUUAAUUUCUUUAACCUAUUUCCAAAUUUUUAUAAUAAUAUGUUGUGUAACAUAUCUAUAUGUUGGUAAAAGUCCGAUUAGAUUCCUAGACUUCUCCCAUAAUAGUUUUUAUUAUCUUGGUCAGUAUUUUAAAAUUUCAUUUUAGAUUUUUUUUAUUUCA